Ananas comosus (pineapple) is the source of this 1106-nucleotide messenger RNA. Its product is annotated as quinone oxidoreductase-like. The record is from RefSeq and is a predicted model, not a curated record. Gene Ontology annotation, cellular component: cytoplasm; cytosol. Gene Ontology annotation, biological process: cellular response to oxidative stress. Lineage: Eukaryota; Viridiplantae; Streptophyta; Magnoliopsida; Poales; Bromeliaceae. Gene Ontology annotation, molecular function: quinone reductase (NADPH) activity.
AGAGGCAUCUAAGAUGGUGAAGGCGAUUAGAGUCUAUGAGUUUGGUGGCCCCGAGGUGUUGAAAUGGGAGGACGUGGAGAUUGGAGAGCCCAGGGAGGGAGAGAUCCGAGUUAAGCACAAAGCCAUUGGUGUCAACUUCUCAGAUGUUUAUUUCCGUACAGGAACUUACAAAUCCGCACCUUUUCCCUUUACUCCUGGAAGGGAAGCCGCUGGGGUGGUGGUUGCGGUGGCCCCGGGCCUAACAAGCCCAAGAGUAGGGGAUGUGGUGGCUUACGCCGCUGACUUAUUGGGCUCUUAUGCGGAAGAGCACAUUCUCCCUGCAAGUGUCGCUGUGCCCGUUCCAUCCGCCAUUCAUUUUAGCGUCGCUGCAUCUGCUUUGCUCAAGGGCAUGACCGCUCAUGUGCUGCUCCAUCGCGUUUUCAAGGUCGAGCGAGGCCACACAAUUCUAGUCCACGCUGCGGCAGGUGGAGUUGUGUGUCAGUGGGCGAAUGCUUUAGGUGCUACCAUUAUAGGCACAGUUUCUACCGAAGAAAAAGCUGCACAAGCCACAAAAGAUGGAUGCGGCCAUGUAAUUAUAUACACAAAGGAGGACUUUGUUGCAAAAGUCCAGGAGAUUACCUCUGGGAAAGGUGUCAAUGUUGUAUACGAUUCUGUCGGAAAAGAUACUUGCCAGGGAUCUUUAGCCUGCUCGGCGCCCCGAGGGCACUUGGUCUGGUUCGGGCUAGCGUCGGGCGAACCGGAUCCGGUUCAAUUUCGCGAUCUUGCUCCGAAAUCUUUAUUUAUUACUGCUGCGAGCGUCUUCAAUUACACUUCGACUCGAGAGGAGCUGCUCGAGUCAGCUGGUGAGGUCUUCUCUAAUGUCGCAUCCGGGGUUUUGCGAAUUCGGGUCAACCAUACCUACCCUCUCUCUGAAGCUGCUCGAGCUCAUGCGGAUCUCGAGGCACGAAAAACUUCGGGUUCCAUUGUACUAAUACCUGAUAAUUAGAGUUGAAUAUUGCAUUGUGAACCUUAAUAGUUGUUAGAGGGUGUAUUUGCUUAUGUAAUAAGCUUACGUUUGUCAUUUUUCAUAUAGUAAGAAGUUCAAUAGCUUUAUUCUUCAAAUUUUA